This is a messenger RNA of Cavia porcellus (domestic guinea pig), 3792 nucleotides long. It is a transcript of the gene Mpp4, whose product is annotated as MAGUK p55 scaffold protein 4. Gene Ontology annotation, molecular function: protein binding. The coding region runs from base 1449 to 3518 and encodes 689 amino acids. Gene Ontology annotation, cellular component: adherens junction; plasma membrane. The record is from RefSeq and is a predicted model, not a curated record. The transcript is spliced from 22 exons. NCBI's taxonomy places the organism in Eukaryota, Metazoa, Chordata, Mammalia, Rodentia, Caviidae.
UUGACUGAUGAAGACAGAUUUAUUGAACAUCUAGUUCCUUAAGAGCAAGAUGAAUUCCCAAAUUGGUGGACAGCCAUCUCAUCUAAGGGCAUGGUCCAAUUCACCCUUGCACUGGAGUCUUAAAACUGUCCAUUUACUUUGGAUUUUGCUAUAUUUGUACUUUUCAGAUAGCAUACUAAAAUUGUCAAUUUUCAUCUCAGAAAAAAGCCCUAAAUCUCUGGGCCAGUAUCUUCAUUGUAGAAGACAUACAGCACUUGCCAACUCAAGAAGAUCUUUCACAAGUGUGAUGAAUGCUCCUAGCAGCUGGGGUCAGAGAAUCCACCCCAAUUCUCCCCAUCUGCAGUGAGGAGGAGCUGAGAUAUGCCCACUGCCACAGACAUUGCUUUAUAGCUGGGUUUAGAAGUUUUCAAAGUUAAAACUUAAAUAAGUGUACUUUCCAGCUUGUGUUGGUCUGUACAGUGGGUAAAUGAAGAAAGCCAUGUGUUUAGUUUGAGGCUGGAAAACCUUGAGCAGCUGACAUUUGAUCUUUGCCUUUUGUAGCAGUGCCAUUUCUCAUUCUUUGUAUAUCUGCUUCCAAAUGCUUUCCCACUGACUGACUUUUACAGUAACAUAUCUGCAGAUUCCACAUUGUGGAGUCAACUGAAUAGAAAUGGGGUGGAUUCUCUGACCCCAGCUGCCUGUAUGGAAAUACAUAGUUUUUUCCCUUGUCAUUCCCUAAGCAAGACAGCUUAGGGAAGACACCACAUAGUGUGUGCAUUGUGUUUUACAAAUCACUUGGAGAUGAUUUCAAGUAGUUACAGGAGGACACUCGUAAGUCAUAUGUGACUCCUGUGCCACUUCAGUUAAGGGACGAAGCCUCCGCAGACAAGGACUAGCAGACAGUCCUAGAGCCAGAGCACCGAAGACAGACUACAUUCAGACUGGAGGCUUCACCAGGUGGCACACGCCUGUAACAUCAGCAAUCAGGAGCAGAUGCAAGAGGGUUCCCCAUGAGUUUGAGGCCAGCCUAAGCUCCAUAGUGAGUUCAAGGCCAGCCUCAACUGCAUAGCAAGACCCUGUUUCAAAAAGGUCAAACAGGCGUCGUGGGAUGGACCAGAAACAGCUGCUGCUGCUGAGCCCUGUAAUGACGGCAGAAGAGUCUCGCUGUUUUCUCACCAGAACGUGAGAUUAAGGUCACUGGAUCAGAUUACUCCAGGUUUCUCCAUUUUUUUCCUUUCAUUAAAAAUGCCAUCUUCCAUUAUGGGACAUUCUUACUCUGAAACAGUCAACAAAAACAUGAAUGUACUGUAAUAAUUCCAUGUGUGGGAAGUGUGAGAAAAUACUAGAUGAAGGUUGGGAAUGAUGUACUUUGGAUGAGUCGAUGCAAAGAAUACAGGGGACUCGUGACGGAGAGACUUCUGGUCAUUCAGUGUUAGGCUGGGUUAGAUCUGUGGAUUAAAUCAAAGAGGAUGUGCAGGGUUUUUAUCCAGAGCAGCGAGGUGACUUUGGCAGCUAAUAGCCCACAAGGAUUUUCUGCUCGGACCUUUGUCUGGACAGGAGCAACCUUCCAUGUUUAUAGUCUCACAGUUCUGAAUUCCCUUUGGAAGCCUGGGGAAGUAAGGAUGAUACAGUCAGACACAGGGGCAGAUCCACCAGACAAGGAGGAUAAGAAGUUUUCUACAGUAGACAACCCGGAGAAUGGCCUCUCUAGAAUCCUGAGGCUCCUGCUGCAAGAGCUGAGUCUGUUCUACAGCCGCGACCUGAGCGGCCUAUGUCUGCUGUACGACCUGCUGCACUCGCCGUGGCUGCAGGCGCUGCUGAAGGUUUAUGACCGCCUCCAGCAGUUUAGAGAGAAGAAACCAGCUCCUACCACACACUGUGCCCAGCAGUUAUCCCGAGAGGUAGUGGAGCUAUUACGUGAAAGCUCAAAUUCCCUUGAGAUCCAAGAGCUGAGACAAAUCCUCCAAGCUCCGCACUACGAGGCCUUGCUCCGAGCCCAUGACACAGUGGCACAGAAAGACUUUGAGCCUCUUCUGCCACCACUGCCAGACAGUCUCCCCGAGAAUGAAGAAGCAACGAGGAUUGUUUGUUUGGUGAAAAACCAACAGCCCUUGGGAGCAACCAUCAAGCGCCACGAGAUGACAGGCGACAUUCUGGUGGCCAGAGUCAUCCACGGAGGGCUGGUCGAAAGGAGUGGGUUGCUGUAUGCUGGAGACAAACUGGUGGAAGUGAACGGGGUUUCUGUUGAGGGGCUGCAGCCUGAGCAAGUGAUCCAUAUUCUGGCUAUGUCCCGUGGUACAAUCAUGUUCAAGGUGGUUCCGGUUUCUGACCCUCCUGUGAACAACCAGAAGACGGUUCACGUUCGCGCCAUGAUUGAUUUCUGGCCCCAGGAGGACCCUGCCAUCCCCUGUGCGGAUGCUGGGUUGCCUUUCCAGAGGGGCGACAUCCUCCAGAUUGUGGAUCAGAACGACGCCCUCUGGUGGCAGGCCCGGAAAGUCUCAGACCCUGUGACCUGUGCUGGGCUCAUCCCCUCUAACCACCUGCUCAAGAGGAAGCAACGGGAGUUCUGGUGGUCUCGGCCAUACCAACCUCACACCUGCCUCAAACCAUCCAUAUCGAUUUCUAUGGAAGAAGACGAUUACAUGAAGAUUGAUGAGAAGUGUGUGGAAGCAGAUGAAGAAACAUUUGAAUCUGAGGAACUUUCGGAAGACAAAGAGGAAUUCGUGGGCUAUGGGCAGAAGUUCUUUCUGGCUGGCUUUCGCCGCAGCCUACGCCUCUGUCGCAGGAAGUCGCACCUCAGCCAGCUUCGGGCCACCCUAUGUGGCACAGGCACUGGUGGUGGCUGUUGGACUGUGGGGGCUCCGUAUGAGGAGGUGGCCAGGUACCAGCGCCACCCAGCAGACAGGCACCGCCUGGUUGUGCUCGUAGGGCCUUCUGGCGUUGGAGUCAAUGAACUGAGAAGACAGCUUAUUGAAUGUAACCCCAGCCGUUUUCAGAGUGCUGUGCCACAUACCACUCGUUCCCCAAAGAGUUAUGAGAUGAAUGGGCGUGAGUAUCACUACGUGUCGAAGGAAACAUUUGAAAGUCUCAUAUAUAGUCAUAGGAUGCUGGAGUGCGGUGAGUAUAGAGGCCACCUGUACGGCACCAGCGUGGAUGCUGUUUGCACAGUUCUUGAUGAGGGAAAGAUCUGUGUCCUGGACUUGGAGCCCCAGGAUAUUCAAGUGGCUCGAACCAGUGAACUGAAGCCCUAUGUUAUAUUUAUAAAGCCAUCUAACAUGAGUUGUAUGAAACAAUCCCGAAAAAAUGCCAAGAUUAUUACGGACUACUUUGUGGACAUGAAACUCCAGGAUGAAGACCUACAAGAGAUGGAGGAAUUAGCCCAAAAGAUUGAGACUCAGUUUGGUCAGUUUUUUGAUCAUGUGAUCGUGAAUGACAAUUUGCAAGAUGCAUGUGCCCAACUGUUGUCUGCCAUACAGCAGGCUCAGGAAGAACCUCAGUGGGUACCAGCAACAUGGAUUUCUUCUGAUACGGAGGCUUAAUCAGGCCUCUUGCUUAAAACUAGAGUUUUAGCAUUGUACCCUUGUCACAGAGACAACAGCAGUAUUUGAACCUAAUAAUGUGAGCUGGUUUAUUCAAUCAUUCUUAUUUGAAGAAAUGCAUGGUUAUACACGAUAUUUAUCAUAUGUAUUGCAUAGUUCCACAAGUAAAAUUUUCCUGUAUCUUAUAUGAAAAAUUUUCCUGUAUAUUAUAUGAAACAGCGAUAGGAAUAAACAUAAUGUUAACUCAGACAAUAAAAAUUUUUCAUAGCCUGUA